UUGUUUGUUAAUGUUUCAUAGAUGAUGGCCCUUGAUGGAAAAGCUGAAGCUGCACAAUUUUGUUUUGACAAGUAUAAGGACCUAAUAGAGCCAAAUGAAGCAGACAUCAGCCAUCUGAUUACAGCAUAUGCCCUAUGUCCAGAGGGAGGAAUCAAUAUGGCUGAGCCAAGAGACCGGAACAUGAGACGAAUUAUUCAGCUGUUCAAUUUGCUGUGGAAAAAAGGAUUCCAACCCACCAACCGAGCUAAAGGCGCUGCUUGCAUAGCCUAUAUGCAAACUGGUCAAGCGGAGAGAGCAGAAGAAAUAAGAAAGAUACAUGGUAUUGGAGAGCCUAAAUUCAGAGUGUUGUCACAAUUUAUGCGAAGUUACUCAUACCAAGGAGAUGUAGCAAGUGAGCGAAUCUAUUACUUCUUGUUGUAUAACUGGCGUCAAGUUAAAUCUAACCUGCCCGUUAUUGGUUAAAUGUUGCCCAACGAGCCGUAACCUUAUUUAAAACUAAGUUCAAGACCUAUUCUUCCAAGGAAGCAUUUGAUUUGUUGUUGUUAUUAGAAACCUGAACAAUGCUGAUACUUGAUUUAGAUUAAUAAACCAAUCAAAACUUGUAGUAAAUAUGUGUAGCUGACGCAAAGCGCGGGAAAACGUGUGCGAGUGAGUUGCGAUUGGUUUUGGUUUUGCUUCUGAUUGGAUGAAAAUGUGGCGCGUGUUUUCUGGGGCGAUUCUGUAGUGUAGUAAUGCAAAACCAAUUACUUUUCGACACUCGAGUGAAAACUGCUCUAAUAAGGCAAUAAUGCACCUAGGUUUAGGAGUAUUUAAGCAGUAGACUACUUUCUCCGUGUUAACAUAGCCUCAUCUAAACACCAGGGGGGUGGGAGAAUUCGAGACAGUUAUGUAAACCCGAGACGUACUCUCGGGUUUGCAUAACUUUCGAGAAUUCUCCCAACCCCCGAGUGCUUAGAUGAGGCUAUGUUAACACGGAAAAAGUCCUCUAGUGCUUUCAUAAAAUAGUUCUCAAAAAUACGCGCGAAUCUAAAACGUCACAACUGUGCUUACAUACUCUCAUCUAAACACACCUAUCGACCAAUGAGAGCGCGUAGUAGCUCACUUACUUUAUAAUGUUUGUUCGUUCACAAUAUGCUUUUUAUAAUUUUUCUUAGUAUUUUUAUUGUGUAUCAAAACUUGAACGUUCAAAGCAUCGUAGUGUGAAACGUUUGAGUGAAGUUUUGGCUCAAAACAGACUUCAGAUGGGCGUUGUGAAUGAGAAGAAAUCCUUCUUUAUGCACAUUGAAAUAUACUGGCCCUUACUCUGGGAUUCGUCGUGUGCUUAUAUAUUACAUACAGUUACCCUCCUGAUGGUUUCAGGCACCCUUGAUCUUGGUUAUAUCCUGAGGGUAAUUUUUCUUGUCUUGUUAAUAUCCACUGAACUUCAGUGACUCAUCGACUUAGGGGUUUCAUUAAGUUUUUCUGAAGGAAGGCAGUUGAAAUUCAACUUAAGAGCAUGUCCACCAGAGGACCAGGCAGAGGUGAUAGAUGCCAUCUCACCGAUUUCAGUGAAACUUGGCCAGAUUGAAGGGCAUACCCAAUAACUCAAAAA
Molecule: messenger RNA, 1591 nt
Organism: Orbicella faveolata
Lineage: Eukaryota; Metazoa; Cnidaria; Anthozoa; Scleractinia; Merulinidae
Product: leucine-rich PPR motif-containing protein, mitochondrial-like
Biological process (GO): regulation of mitochondrial translation
Cellular component (GO): nucleus; mitochondrion
Molecular function (GO): mRNA 3'-UTR binding; protein binding
Source: RefSeq, a predicted model, not a curated record